AUGUCGUUUCUAGGAUUCGGAGGAGGAGCUCCUCAAAUCUCGUCUGAGCAGAAGAUCAAGGCCGCCGAGGCCGAGCUGGAUAUGGUGACCACCAUGUUCAACCAGCUCGUUGACUCGUGUCACAAAAAGUGUUUCGAUAAGAACUACGCCGACGGCGAGUUGUCCAAGAACGAGAGCUUGUGUAUUGACAGAUGUGUUGCAAAGUACUUUGACGCCAAUGUCAAGGUCGGUGAGAGCAUGCAGAGUUUGGGAAGAAGCGGAACCUUAGGUCAGAACUUAAGAUAG
Molecule: messenger RNA, 285 nt
Organism: Ogataea philodendri
Lineage: Eukaryota; Fungi; Ascomycota; Pichiomycetes; Pichiales; Pichiaceae
Exons: 1
Coding region: 1-285 (94 amino acids)
Biological process (GO): protein insertion into mitochondrial inner membrane
Cellular component (GO): mitochondrial inner membrane
Source: RefSeq, a predicted model, not a curated record